Molecule: messenger RNA, 353 nt
Organism: Racocetra fulgida
Lineage: Eukaryota; Fungi; Glomeromycota; Glomeromycetes; Diversisporales; Gigasporaceae
Source: the annotation of a GenBank genome assembly
AAGAAAGCUAUUAUAAAGACAGAAAAAUUACUUGCUUUAAUCCAAAGCUGGAUUUCCAUGAAAAUGAUAAGGAAUAUCUAGUUUAUGUCGAGCUACCUGUAAAAGAAAUUUGUCUCGAUCUCAGAGACGGUGAUCGUGUGCUCAAUAUUUCUGGUGAAAUAAAACAGGAUGAAAAGUUAGAAAAAGGAAGAGCCCAUAUUGAAGAACGUCGUUUUGGAUAUUUUCGUCGAUCUGUUGUUUUAUCCGAAAAUGUCAAUCUGGAUAAUAUCACUGCUAAGUUUCAUGAUGGAGUUUUGAAGAUCACUAUUCCUAAGCAAGAGCUUACCAAAUCCAAGAAAGUUUCGAUUCAUUAA